UGACGCCGCAAAGAAAACAAAAUCCCGCGCAUUUGGUCCAUUAAUACUUUCUGCGUGUUGUUAUAAAAUUUCUUUGUUAAUUUUUCAGUGUAUAUUGGUUAAUUUUGAAUUACAUUCAAAAUGACCACACAAAAAGUGACAUACGGAAUGGAUGCUGGUGCACAGCAAACAUUCGUUAGGUUUUUCAGGAAUCUACCUGAGAAAGCAUCCAGCACAAUCCGAUUCUUCAAUAGAGUUGAUUAUUAUACUUGCCAUGGAAGUGAUGCUACUUAUGUUGCUAAAGAAUUUUUUAAAACAACUUCUGUUUGUAAGAUGAUAGGAGCUGAGGGAAAUAAAAUCGAGGGAGUUCUGUUGAAUAAAGGACAGUUUGAGGCAUUCCUAAAAGAGCUUUUACUGGUUAAAAAAUAUAGAGCAGAAGUAUAUGUUCAAACAGGAGUUGGAAAAAAUAAAACCUGGAACUUACAAUAUAAAGGUUCUCCAGGGAAUUUAAGUCAGUUUGAAGAUAUUUUAUUUGGAACUGAUGAUAACAAUCCGACAGCCACUAUUAGCGGAACAACGAUGGCUGUGGUGAUGGGAAUGGAUGGAAAAUCCAAAGUUGUAGGGCUCAGCUGCAUUGAUUCAAUUUCAUGCGUAAUUCGUGUGGCCCAAUUCAUGGAUGACGAAAUGUUCUCUAAUUUGGAGGCAUGUGUUGUCACUAACGCUACAAACGAAUGUAUCUUAAUUGAGGGUGAUAAAAGUCAAGAUUUUUUAAACAUCCAAGGAGUACUUCAACGCAAUAAUAUUUCCAUUACUCUAAAAAAGAAAAAAGACUUUUCAAAAGAUUCACUGAUACAAGAUUUGAAUUCACUACUUAAAUUUAAAGAUGGAGAAAAAGAAAGCGCUCAUAUUUUUCCAGAAACACAAUUGGAACAUGCUAUGACUGCAACUGCAGGACUUAUUAAAUAUCUAGAUUUAACGUCUGAUGAAGGAAACAUUAAUCAAUACAAGAUAGAAGAUUUGAAACAGACGAAUUAUAUGAAAUUGGAUUCAUCAGUGGUACGAGCUUUGAACAUUGACCCUUCACCAGAAUACAAACUGGGGAAUAAUCGAGGAGCUCCUACAAGUAUUUUUGAGCUCUUAGAUAAAUGUAGAACUCCACAAGGCCAUCGUUUAUUAACAUUAUGGAUUAAACAACCGCUUCAAGAUUUAUCACUCAUCACCGAACGUUUAGAUAUUGUAGAAUUCUUUGUUAAUAACAGCGAAAUUCGAUCGAAUGUCAAUGGAGAUUAUUUGAAACGAAUUCCUGAUCUGGAACAAUUGGUGAAAAAAAUAUUAAGGAAAAAAGCAAAAUUACGAGACAUAUAUAAGGUGUACGAAUGUAUUAAUAAUCUACCGAAUUUAGUUGAGUGCUUAUCAAGUUCAGGUGCUCCAGCAGCUUUGAAAUCAAUGAUAACCGAAUCACUGAAAGAAAGCAUGAAUGACAUGGAAAAAUAUCAAGAAAUGGUAGAAAAAACGAUAGAUUUUGAUUCAAUAGAGACUGGAGAAUAUUUAAUAAAACCUGAUUUCACUGAAGAAUUGCUCGAAUUACAUAAAACCAUGAAUAGCUUGAAAACGAAAAUGGAAAACGAAUUUUCUAAAGCUGCACAAGAUUUAAGUUUAGAUGAAAAUAAAAGUAUCAAAUUGGAAUCAAUGGCUCAGUUCGGAUAUUAUUUGAGAGUUACUAUGAAAUCAGAAAAAAUGGUUCGACACAAUAAGACUUAUAAAGUUUUUGAUGCAAGCAAGAAUGGAGUUAAAUUCCGAACAGAAAAAAUGGAAAAAUACAAUGAAGACUAUCUAGAAGCAAAGAGGAAAUACGAAGCGGCACAAAGAACAAUUGUAACUGAAGUAAUAGAUAUAGCAAUUGGUUACUGCAGUCAUUUAAAAAAUAUCGCUAAGGUUGCUGCAAUCCUUGAUGUCUUAACUGCUUUUGCAGUAGUUGCUGCAAAUGGUACAAAAAAUUAUGUCCGACCAAAAAUACUUGAGAAAAAUUCUGGCGUUAUUAACUUUAAACAAGCCCGUCAUCCGUGCAUUGAAAGUCAACAAGAUGUUAACUACAUUGCCAAUGACAUUGAAUUCAAACAAAAUGAAUCUGAAUUUCAUAUUAUAACUGGUCCAAAUAUGGGAGGUAAAAGUACGCAUUUAAAAACUGCUGGAAUUGUUGUACUUCUAGCACAUAUAGGAUGUUAUGUACCAUGUGAUGAAGCAACAAUGCCAUUGAUUGAUUCAAUGUUUGCACGAGUUGGAGCUGAUGAUUCACAGUUCAAAGGAAUUUCUACGUUUAUGGCAGAAAUGAUUGAAAUGGCCUAUAUAAUGAGGACUGCAACUUCAAAUUCGUUGAUUUUAAUCGAUGAGCUUGGAAGAGGUACAUCUACUUAUGAUGGUCGUGGUUUAGCUUGGGCCAUAGCAGAACAUUUAGCAAAACAUGUCAGAGCAUUUUCGUUCUUUGCCACUCACUUCCAUGAGAUUACAAUGCUUGCAGAAGAUAUUCCAACAGUCAAAAAUUAUCAUGUUACUGCUAUGGUUAAUGGCAAAGAUGUUAUAUUUUUAUACGCAGUAAAACCUGGUAUCAGUGAUCAAAGUUUUGGAAUUAAUGUAGCAAGAAUGGUUAAUUUAUCUGAGGAUAUUAUUGAUUAUGCUACCAAAAAACUGAAACAGCUAGAAGAAGCUGAACAUUUAUAUGAAGGAUAUUUCGAAGGACCUUAUACACCUGAAGAAAAAAGGAGAAUGGUCGUUGAAGCAGAUAAAUUGAUUGAAAAAAUGAUCGAUAAAUGCAGUAAAUUGGAUCAAUCUUUGCCGGAAGAAGAAUUGAUCAAUAAAAUUAAUGAGUACAAAGAAGAAGUUUUAUCUCAAGAUAAUCCGUACAUUAAUACGGCACUUUUGAAAGUGAAAAAUUAAGCCCUACCUCCAAUACUCCAGUAUUAUAUUAUAAUAAUUUAACCUGAAAUACAUUCUAUUUGUUAAGGAA
Molecule: messenger RNA, 2983 nt
Organism: Chelonus insularis
Lineage: Eukaryota; Metazoa; Arthropoda; Insecta; Hymenoptera; Braconidae
Gene: spel1
Product: DNA mismatch repair protein spel1
Exons: 9
Coding region: 121-2913 (930 amino acids)
Biological process (GO): mismatch repair; mitotic recombination
Cellular component (GO): nucleus; MutSalpha complex
Molecular function (GO): mismatched DNA binding; ATP-dependent DNA damage sensor activity; ATP binding
Source: RefSeq, a predicted model, not a curated record